Molecule: messenger RNA, 4800 nt
Organism: Galleria mellonella (greater wax moth)
Lineage: Eukaryota; Metazoa; Arthropoda; Insecta; Lepidoptera; Pyralidae
Gene: NaPi-III
Product: sodium-dependent phosphate transporter 1
Exons: 10
Coding region: 866-2800 (644 amino acids)
Biological process (GO): phosphate ion transmembrane transport
Cellular component (GO): membrane
Molecular function (GO): phosphate transmembrane transporter activity
Source: RefSeq, a predicted model, not a curated record
ACCUAGUUUAGAGCCGGUAACUCGCUUGACCCUCAUCAACUUCAGUCUACAGCUGAGAAGCCUAAGGAGAUAGAUCUUGUGCUUUGGCAUCCUCACGUUAGGAAUAUAAAAUCCUAUAAUUUUUUGAAAAAUGAUGAAGCCAAAAUCUUCAAGACCACAUUACCCUCUUGAAAAGCUAUAUAAAAAUCAACCUUUGUGACGCACGGCAAUUGUAACUGGAAUUACUAUACUAUUUUAAAUUAUAAGAUUAUUUAAUUUUGGAAUCGUAUUUAGCUUCAGAUAUUAGUCUAUACUUCUGUAUUUAGUUUAUAUUAUUUUUAUAUGGAAUGACGAGAAAUUCAACUGUUGGAUAGUUGAGAAUGGGGAGGAUUGUUAUGGAAAAUUAUUGAAAAGUAAUUAGGAACUUAUUUAAUUAAGCUUCUUGUUAAAUUACGCUUUAGAAACAAUCUGGAUAGGUGCUAUUGGUAUUGUUAUUCUUCUAUUACAUUCUAAACAAAUUCUUAUUGAAGUAAAACUUCAGAAACUGCAAGUAGGCAAUAGGAGCAUUUCUCUAAGUGGACCUAAUAGCUCUGAUAUCGGUAAUCGAUUUUAUUCUACGUUGUAAGAUACACUGUGAGUAGUAUGAUUAAAAAAUUUAUUAAUUAAUAAGGGUUUGCCAUUUGGGGAACUGAAUUCCCUUUAGUAAAUGAUAUCUGUAGUUGAAGUAGCGAGUUCUGAUUUCAUGUCCUGUUACUGUCGUCAAAUUUUAGGCAUUUAAAUUUUUUUUAUAUUUUUGUUCUGUAAGUUUACGUCUUAUUUUAUUUAAUAAAAAAUUUGUAGACAUUUGUUUUAAAAAAUAAGGGGAGAUAGGUGCUUAUAUACGAAAAUGCAACAGUUGUCAUUGGAACCUUACUCCGAAGACUUAUUAUGGUUAGUAAUUUGUGGGUUCGUAGUGGCUUUUAUAUUGGCGUUUGGGAUUGGGGCCAAUGAUGUUGCCAAUUCUUUUGGUACCAGUGUAGGAUCGAAGGUCCUGACGCUCACUCAAGCCUGCAUAUUAGCAACUAUAUUUGAGAUCGCAGGAGCUGUGCUAAUUGGUUACAAAGUAUCAGACACAAUGCGCAAGGGUAUACUGGAUGUGUCGUUGUAUGCUUACGGUGGACAGAAGUUACUAGCAGCAGGAUGCUUGGCUGCCUUGAUCGCUGGAGCGGCGUGGCUCAUCAUCGCGACGGCAUUACGGCUGCCUGUUUCCGGCACACACUCCGUAGUUGGAGCAACCGUUGGAUUCACUCUCGUCGCUAAAGGGCCAGUCGGAGUGCGUUGGUCGACUCUUGGUGCUAUUGUGCUCUCGUGGUUUAUUUCGCCAGUGCUAAGUGGAACAGUUUCAGCGAUAUUAUACUGGCUGGUACGCCGGUUCAUCCUUCGUUCUAGCCAGCCGCUGGCGGCGGGUUUGCGUGCGUUGCCGUUCUUUUAUGGUUCCACUAUAGCAGUUAAUGUACUCAGUGUUGUUCACGAUGGUCCCAAAUUGUUGGCGAUGGAUAAAAUACCUCUUUGGAUUGCAUUAGUUGGCUCGCUGGCGUUGGGAGCUUUGGUAGCAGGAGCUGUUCGUCUUUUUCUUGUGCCACAUUACCGUCAAAAACUCGUCUCACCACCAGUUAACUUUACAUUAGGAUUAUCCAACGAAACCACGCCAGCGAAUACACCGACGCACGCAAAGAAAAAUAACGUGCCGCAGCGUCCUACUUCCCUUUUGUCUGAAGAUGGGAAAAUUCUUGAAGCGAUAGCAGAAAGUGCCGAAAUGGUCACACUAAGUAAUGCUGACAGAGUUUCAAUAGGUGUGAGGGAGAUGAACGCUAAAAAUCGUGCAUUAUUGGCCACUAUGGACGAUUGCAGUAUACUUUCCCGUAGCCUGAGCCCUCCAAAUAAAUCACGUUUGCAGUUGAUAGAUGCUGACCCACAAUUGAACACACUCAAGUAUAUAGAUGAAACAUUAAGUUGUUGUAAGAGCUUAGACUCCGCUCAAUUGGCUGGCAUGGGCGAGAGUUACGACUCGAGAAAUGGUUUCCUAGGCGACUCCUGUGAUACGAUAGCGCGUGGUGAGUUCGAUAAAUUGGCAGCCACUAGAAUACAGGCAAAUACAGUCGAGUUUGAAACACCACCUCCUCGACAAGAUAAGGGGCCAACAGCAAGCGCAUGGAGUAUAGAGUGCGAGGGCAGGAACACUCAGCUGCCACCUAUAACGCCGAACUCGAGUGCGGCGCCGCUGCUUUGCGCCGCCACUCCGCCACCACCUGCACCGUCAGCGCCACCACCUGAUACGUUGAGGCUGUUCUCUUUCCUACAAGUCCUCACUGCCACAUUUGGUGCUUUUGCACACGGCGGCAAUGACGUAAGUAAUGCCAUUGGACCCCUCGUAGCCUUGUGGUUACUGUACUCGGAGGGCGCAGCACACGCUACAGCCGAGACUCCACUCGCUAUUCUGGUGUUUGGGGGCGUCGGGAUUGCACUGGGUCUGUGGUUAUGGGGACGUCGUGUUAUACGCACUGUUGGCGAGGACCUCACCAGCAUCACGCCUGAUACCGGGUUUACAAUCGAGCUGGGUGCUGCGUUGACAGUACUGGUAGCAAGCAAAGUCGGGCUACCAGUGUCGACUACGCACUGCAAGGUUGGAUCCGUCGUCUGCGUCGGCUACUUUUCGGAGAAGGCCGUCGAUUGGAGUUUGUUUCGUAACAUCAUAUUCGCAUGGGUGGUGACACUUCCCGUCGUCGCGGCUAUAGCGGCUCUUGCUAUGUUGGCACUUAGAGAAUUUAUUAUAACAUAUUAAGUAUAAUUUUAAAGACAUAAGUAUAUGUAAUUGAGAAAAGUAACAAUGUAAUACAACUUUUUGUUUUAACAGUUUCUUCGAAUUAAUUUAAAAGUAUUCUACAGGACGACUACGGUGCUUACGUCGCAGGCGAUUUGACAACAUUUGUAACAAAUAUAUGAAAGUUAAUUAAAUGCCAAUUGUAUUUAAUUACAUACAGAUAAAUGUGUAUGUUAAGCCAGUAUAUAUAAAGUUGCAAAAAUAAAUAAGACAAAAAUAAUCGUGUUUCCAAUAGUCUAGUCGUCACAUUUCUUAUCGUCUUUGUACUUUCUGUAAUGUUGGACGCAUAUUAGGUACAUUUUAUGACUAAUGUCACGCUCUCAGUGAUUCCAUUAUUUUGUAUUGAAAUUAUUGAAUUUAUUUUUGAUAACAAAUAUGGUUUGUGAUUCAUUUUAAUAAUUAUUUCCAUUUGCUAAUUCCAAAAUAGAUUCAUACGCUGAAUGCGCAGUAAAAGUACAUAGUAACAUGCAUUUAAUUUCAUCAUGAAGAUGUGAUGUGAAACUAGUAUCGUGAAAGUUUUGGUACUGAUGGGGCCAUAAAUUUAGAAGUAGUGUCGAUUACACGAUAUUAGUUUCACACUUUACAGGCCUCUGAAACUAGUCUCAUCAAAUUAAUUUACAAUAUGAAACUAGUUCAUGCACAAUGCAUGAAAUUAGUUUACUGUAAUUUUAGUUUAUCGGAUAGGGGUUCGGAAAUAUGAAAAUUUAGGUAUUUCAAGAAAUUACUCUACACUGCAUCUACCUAUUUUGCUGGUUAAAAAUAGUUUUUCGGAUUCAUGAAUCUGAACUAUCACUGAGAAUUAAGUAUAUAAUACAGUUUUAGUUACCUUGUGAGUAGAUAUAAGCAUUUAAGGUAUACAUAUAAUCAGAAACAAAAGAAACAGUUUAACAAAUGUCAAUAGACUCUGUGCGUUGUAGAAGUCGGUUUUUUUUUGUGAAACACAAUUUUAACUUGUAUUACUCUUUGUUCUAAAAUUGUAGGAACAAAAAUUUUUGUAAUCGAAGUCAAUCUAAUAAUCAUUAUUUAAUGUAUUCUUGAACCUCUGAAUUUUCUUCUAUAGUUUCAACAGCACCAUGAUAUAUGCUUAUGUAUGUACUCGUAAGUAUGCAUGCUGUAACAUGCGCAGAAUAUAAUUCGCGAAUGGUUUCAGUUUUGUUGCUAGAUUAUGCAAUAAUUUAAUAAAACAGAUUGAUGAUUUAGGUACUCAUUUAUUAAAUAUUGAACCAUUUUGCAUCAUUACUAAUUAUGAUGAUUUCAAGUUCCAUUUCUGUAGAAUAAUUCUGAUGUUACAAAAUUAAAAUAAGUAUUGAUCGUUGGCAGCGUCAAUUUUACUGUAUGAUCUCUUAGAAAUUAGGAUAUCUGUCAAAUCUAGCCAAAGUAUGGUCAAAAUUAAUAAAAAAGAAUGGAUAACAAUUAUUGUUUUAUAUACUACGUUUAUUUUCAAAAUUACCGACAAAUCAUCUGUUUUUAUUUUUGGAACUGUUAAUAAUGUUAUGAAAAAAAAACAUGGUUGCUAUUGCUACUUAGUAUUGUUUAGAACAUCUAAGUGACUUUUGUCUAUGAUGUAUUUAAAAUAUCUAAGUACCUAAGCAGAAGCACAGUCUAUUAUUAUUGCAUUAUUGUUAAAUAAAUCUAGUCCAAAAAUUUAAAAUAUAUAUUCAUUUUACACCCAUAUAUUUACCCAUACAUUAUUAUUAAAUCUGUGAAACAUAUCUUGGGGCAAAAGUUUAAAGAUAUAUAUACCUAUUUACGAGAAUAAAAAUCUCUUGAGGUGUUUGAUCGACUUUAACAAUAUGCAAUAUAUGCGGAUUACUUAUAGCCCGCAUAUAUUGCGAUGUGACUUAGCAUUAAGUGUCACGGUGUUUGUUACCAAACUCCUCCGAAACGGCAUAAUCGAUUUUUAUGAAAAGGGUAACCCACCCCUAAAUAUUUUUUUUAUUUUAUUGAAAAAUUUUUUUAUU